CAGCCAGCGCCCCUUCCACGCGCGAAUCCGACAGGCGUAAAUAUGGCGUAGCUGUCAGACGCGCUAGAAAGACAAAUAUUUACUGAUAUAAAGAUGUUUUCGUCGUAGUAAAUACGGGAUUUUAUUGCAUUUACCAAGUCAGAUAUUCUUUAUUUCAACUAGCUGCUAGUGUUUUGAGUAUUUCAAGCUGGAUGGAAGGUUUGCGGCUAGAAGAAAACAUAAAGGGGCGGGUGCGAGUCAUUCCUGGCUAGUUCCUACCUGACUAGCCACUCCGCUAUCGUUAUAGCUUAUCUAACGUCACAGGCUAGUGACACAAACAGCCCUCCAGCUCGACUGUCAGCCAACGUUCGCUUCCUAGCUAGCUAGCUAGCUAGUUAGCUAGACAACACUAACAAUGUCGGAUAACCAGAGCUGGAAUUCUUCGGGUUCCGAUGAAGAUUUGGAGACCGCGGAAUCGGGAGUCGGACAGCCUGUUGUUGGAAUCGCCGAGUACAGUGGAAUCCUCAGCAAGUGGACCAACUACAUCCACGGCUGGCAGGAUCGCUGGGUGGUUCUGAAGAACAACACUCUGAGCUACUAUAAGUCUCAGGACGAGAGAGAGUUUGGCUGCAGAGGGUCCCUGUGUCUCAGCAAGGCUGUCAUCACUCCCCUUGAGUUUGAUGAGUGCAGGCUUGACAUCAGUGUUAAUGACAGUGUAUGGUACCUGAGAGCCAUAGACUCAGAACACAGACACCAGUGGAUCAACUCCAUCGAACUACACAGGAGCCUUAGAGACGGGAGGAUAGACAGUGGAGUCAUCCAGAGGACCUCACUAGUCCCUCCAUCAGCAGUGUGUUUAAUGGCUGAGUCUGGGUAUGGUUCAGAGUCCAGUCUGAGAAGACAUGGCUCUAUGGUGUCUCUCACGUCUGCUACCAGCGGCUACUCCACCACAUCCACCUCCUCCUUCAAGGGCCACAGCCUGAGGGAGAAGCUGGCAGAGAUGGAGACGUUCCGAGACAUCCUGUGCAGACAGGUGGACACGCUGCAGAAAUACUUUGACGGCUGCGCCGAUGCCGUCUCCAAGGACGAGUUGCAGAGAGACACAAUUGUGGAUGAUGAUGAGGAUGAUUUCCCCAACACUCGCUCAGAUGGAGAGUUCAUCCACAACAACAACGGCAGCAAGGAGAAGCUAUUCCAGUCUCUGAGCCCUAAGGACAUCAAUGGGAUAGAUUUUAAAGGCGAAGCCAUCACGUUCAAGGCCACCACAGCUGGGAUCCUGGCCACCCUGUCCCACUGCAUCCACCUGAUGGUGAAGAGAGAGGACAGCUGGCAGAAGAGACUGGACAAGGAGCUGGAGAAGAGGAGGAGGACAGAGGAGGGCUACAAGUCUGCUCUCUCUGAGCUCAAGAAGAAGUCUCACUUCAGAGGCCCUGAUUACGAGGAGGGGCCUAACAGCCUGAUCAAUGAGGACGAGUUUUUUGAUGCAGUUGAAGCAGCUCUGGACAGACAAGACAAGAUAGAGGAACAGUCUCACACUGAGAAGUUGAGGAUACAGAGGUCCAGUCCAGUUCCUCCAGGAGAUGUCUACUCCAUCAUGGGAUCACACAGAUUUGCCGACAAGGUGGAGGAGAUGGUGCAGAAUCACAUGACCUACUCGCUGCAGGAUAUGGGCGGAGACGCCAACUGGCAGCUGGUGGUGGAGGAAGGAGAGAUGAAGGUGUACAGGAGAGAGGUAGAGGAGAACGGUAUCGUCCUGGACCCCCUGAAGGCCACUCACUCUGUAAAGGGAGUGACAGGACACGAGGUGUGCCACUAUUUCUGGGACACAGAUGUACGCAACGACUGGGAAACUACAAUUGAGAACUUCAAUGUUGUGGAGACGUUAUCGGAAAAUGCUGUUAUCGUCUAUCAGACACACAAGAGGGUGUGGCCUGCUUCUCAGAGAGAUGUGCUCUACUUGUCUGCCAUGAGGAAGAUCCUGGCUAACAACGAGAACGACCCUGACACCUGGCUGGUCUGCAACUUCUCUGUGGACCACGACAACGCCAUGCCCACCAACAGGUGUGUCCGUGCCAAAAUCAACAUCGCCAUGAUCUGCCAGACCCUGGUAAGCCCACCAGAGGGCGACAGAGAGAUCAGCAGAGACAACAUCACCUGUAAAAUCACCUACGUCGCCAACGUGAACCCGGGAGGCUGGGCUCCUGCCUCAGUCCUGAGGGCCGUGGCCAAGAGGGAGUACCCCAAGUUCCUCAAACGUUUCACUGGCUACGUCCAGGAGAAAACAUCAGUGAAACCUAUUCUCUUCUGAGGUUCACAGGACUCACUACACCACUGUCCACACAAGACUGUUCCGAACAUAGCAUACCAUGACAACCCGAACAUAGCUAGCCCUCAUGCUUGGUCUCUAACUUGGUCUCCAGCUAGCUUCAAUGUAAGCCCUCAUGCUAGCUUCAAUGCUAGGUUCCCAUUCUACACCUCAUGCUAGUUCUUUAUACUAGCUCGCUCCUCAUGUUAGUUUCCUAUGCUAGCUCGCAUGCUAGUUUCCUAUGCUAGCUCUCAAGCUAGUUCUUAUGCUAGCUUCCACAUUAGCUCGCAUGCUAAUGCAGAAAGACCUAUGAGAAUAGCCUAAAUGUAAAAAAAAUGAUCCCUUUUCUGGCAGAGAUAUAUUGAUAUAAUAUAUAAAUGUAUGUGUUAAGAAAUUUAUAAGAAAGCAAUUUAAGACAUAAAGAAAGAACAUGGCUCUAUUUUAGUCCUGCUUUUUGUAGUUGUCCUUUUUUAAGAAAUGGAGUGUUAAUAUUUUGUGUUGAUUUUGCUUUUUAUAAUAAUCAGUGGUGUCACAGCUUACUCUCAUGCUGCUAAUUUUUCGAGUACGACAAAACAAUUUGGCCUCCUUUUUUUUCCCCCCAGAAUGAAUGUUGUGUUUGUAAAAAAAACAGUGUAGAGGGGUGUCAUUGAACUAUGACCCCUAUGAUAUAAGACUUGACCUUUUGGUCUUUGUCUCCCUGGUGAAAACACCACUUUGCUGGUGCUGAUGGAGGGACGAGACUAAAAGUUUAUUUUGUUUUCAAAUGUUGAAAAUGUUUGUUUCUUUAUUUUGGUGGUUGUACUUGAGUCAAUAGCUAGGUUUCCAUCCAAUUGGUGAUAAAGAAUGAGAAUUUUCCCACCAAACUGACUUGUUGAUAAAAAUCAGUGCGUGAUGACGUAGUGCACACUAUGUACUUUUUUCAUGUACUGAAUAAAAAUCUAAAAUUCCAUGUCCUUCCAUCGCGUUUUGACACAGCUGUUGCCAUAAAUAGCAAAUGUGCCUACUCUUGUCUUGGCACGUGCGCUCUAGCAAACAACUCGCAGAUACAGUGCUGGUAGGCUAGUCUACAUGAGAUUAUUAUGGAUUAGAGCGAGAAUAUUUAUAUUUGUCAAGUUGAUCAUCAUGUCACCGGAAUAAGACCCUCUAUUUAUUGGAAAGGAACAUCAAGCUCAUCACCGUGUACUUUCAUUACCCUGUAAAAUUCAUAAUUUAGCCUAUUUCAUCUGUAGUCUAAUAAACGGCAUGGUUUCCCGAGUCGUAGUGGGAGGUCCACACACCAUAUCAUUGUGACUCACAAUAUUAUGGUUAUAUCAAUAUUUGUGCAUAAAAGCAUUUCCACCAUUUCACUCAUGAUUAAUUUUAGACACAAAGAUCAACAUGUUGAACGAACAAAUUCUGUUGGCAUUUAAAACAAUUUACCGAAACUUAGUUUCUAGCACAGCUGUCGCGAUUUCUUUUUUCAAAUAAAAACUGGUUGGAAACGUGGUUAGUGAUGACAUGCUGUAGCAGCACAAGUUAGAGUUGGGGUUUUAGAUAUCUUCAUUAUAACUGUAUAUCAUGUCAGCAACCAUCUCUGCUUCAGAACUGUCUUUUUUUUAUGCCUGCAGAUGCUUUUUGUGACUGAAUCGACUCCAUAUGCCUUAGACUGGGGGAGAUAACCCAGUACGUUUUGGGAUGGGGUAGGUGAGAGGGUGCUGAUAGACAGUACACCCAUAUGAAAUCACUAGAGAAGUGCCUAGGCCUGAGUUCCAAUACCAGAUUAUCCUCCUCUCUUCGUUGAAAUAAUCAACCCUGAUAUGACUGAAUGGAAACCUGAAACUUGACUUUCACUUCUCCAAUUGGCCUGAUGUUCAGUCAGUCAUUACUUCUAGAAAGGGAGGAAGGAAGCAGGCCCUUUCAAGGUAUUUAGACAGCUCCUAUGUUUUACAGAGGACAGAAGCUUUGUCUCCUGCUGGGCACUUCAGUGAAACAAUGACUGUCUCCACAGAGUGAAAACCCAAGUCUUUCAUUUCAGAUACCUAUUUAUAUGAAACUAAAGGGUUUGGGGGUUAAUGUCAAAUUCAUGUCAUACCUCUUAAUUGUGAUAUUGCAAUCAGCAGAAAUUGAUUUUCACAUAAAAUAUCCUUGGAGGAUGUGAACUGUAUGCUGGCUUUCAUUCCCCAACUGAUCAAGUGAUUUUAACUUUGAACAUUCACCAGUGUGCAAAGUCAUCCAAUAAUUGAUAGCACAAUUUAUGUAUAAAGCCAAGUGAAGAAAAACCUGGUGGGAAAGACAAUUCAAAGUCUGGUUUCCCAGACUCUGAUUGAGCCCACUUCUGGACUAAAAAUGCAUGUUCUACAUUCAUUUGUCCUGGAAUAGGCACAAUGUGGGUCUGAGAAACUGCCCCAAUAUCUCUCCUAUGAAUUAAGUUGCACUGAAUGUAAAUACAAGUGGUCAUGCAAAAUCUUUUGGGAUUGACUUAAAACCAUACUGUGAAAAUGUGGCACUUCUUUAGCUCUGUUUGGAAAGAAAAAUUAAAUUCACAUUUUUCUCCA
Messenger RNA from Salmo salar (Atlantic salmon), 4818 nucleotides. RefSeq names its product ceramide transfer protein. Gene Ontology annotation, biological process: ER to Golgi ceramide transport. NCBI's taxonomy places the organism in Eukaryota, Metazoa, Chordata, Actinopteri, Salmoniformes, Salmonidae. Gene Ontology annotation, molecular function: lipid binding. The record is from RefSeq and is a predicted model, not a curated record.